Molecule: messenger RNA, 2764 nt
Organism: Xiphophorus couchianus (Monterrey platyfish)
Lineage: Eukaryota; Metazoa; Chordata; Actinopteri; Cyprinodontiformes; Poeciliidae
Product: atrophin-1-like
Exons: 2
Coding region: 180-1160 (326 amino acids)
Source: RefSeq, a predicted model, not a curated record
GCUCCAGUCAAGAUGAUUGGGCUACCAGUUUCAGUGGUAGCUGUAUUAGCAGCACCAGUGGUAGCUCUGCUACCAUCUUCAGUGAAGAUGAGGUAGGUAGUGAGUGGACUAGCAGUUACGGUAGUAUCAGUACUACCAGCUGUAGUCCAACAGUGGACCGUCCUUAUGCUGAGCUCGAGAUGGCUCAGACCUCACUUGAAUCCACACGUGGACUUGACAAGCAGGAAGAGCCCCUUUUGAGUUCAGCUGACUACAGACUUUUUGGUAUCUCACAAUGUCAUCAGGUAGGAUUGGUAGGGAAUGUGGCUCGUGUGACAUCUGUGACCGGCGUAAGCAGAAAGAGGACAAAGGGCAGUGACUCUGAAGAGGAGCCCCCUGCCAAGAAGACUAGGGACACUGUUGCGGAAGAGGAGCUCUCCUCCAAGAGGACCAGGAAGAGUGAUUAUGCUGAAGAGGAGCCCUCUGCCAAAAGCACCAGGUAUAAUCAAACUAGAGAGGAGCUCCUGUCCAAGAGGACCAGGGACAGUGAUGCUGAAGAGGAGAUCCCUGCCAAGAGGUCCAGGAACAGCGAUGUUGAAGAGGAACCUGUUCUCAGUCCUUCCACAAAUACGUUGUGUGAGGAUCCCCUUCUGUCAUCCCCUGUUAUCAGUCCCUCACAAGGGUCGGUGCAAGAGGAUUCUUUUCAGUCCUCCCCUGUCUCCAGUCCUUUGCCCAUGACAUUCUGGGUGGAUCCCAUUUUUUCACCCUUCAGUCUUUCACCUCAGAGUGCAUGUGAGGAUCCCAUUCUGUCCUCCCCUGUCUUCAGUCCCUCACCAAGAAUGCCAUGUGAAGGUCCCAUUGUGUCAGUUCAUGCCAUCAGUCCCCCAAUCAGUGAAGAUCCUAUUUUGUCAUCCCCUGUCCUCAGUCGUCCACGAAGGACAGCGUGUGAAGAUCCCAUUGUGUCUUCCCCUGUCGUUAGUUCUUCACCAUCACCAUACUGCAAAAUUCCAAGUUUGUCAUUCCCUUGCAUAUGUGUCUGGAUGAAGUCUCAAAUGGACAAAGAAGAGGAACCAAUACCUUCAACAUCUGAGAUUGGAUCUGACAGAACUGGAGAAAGAGUGAGUUCCAGACAAGUGUGGAUUAGACCUCACUACGACUUGUCAAGUGAUGACUCUGAUUAGAUUGUGAUCUUGAGAAACUGAAGAUCUUCCUGAGAAGUCCUAUUAGGAUACCACAAUUUCUCUGUUUUUGUUAAAGCCAAUGGCUUUCUAGCAGGACCGAGGAUGCCUUAGGUAGCGUCUCACACCAGGGCUUUUCUUUAUCCCGCUGCUAGAUUGUUCAUUUUACAUGUUAAGGAUUCUAGCAGGACCGAGGAUGCCUUAGGUAGCGUCUUGCACCGGGGCUUUUCUUUAUCCCGCUGCUAGAUUUUACAUUUUAGGUGUUAAGAAUUCUGGCUGAACAGGCAAUGCUAACUUUUUUGCGAUUAACCAAUGAAUGACUAAAUGCUGGAGAAGGCUAAUUAAAUUUUUUGAGAAACAAGACCAUAUUGCUGAACAAAAAACACUAAAAGGAGUCGGACAUGGCUGGUGCAUAAAAGAUAAACGAUAAAAGGAAUGAGACAAUGCUACAGGAUUAAUACUAAAUCUAAAACAAUCUUGCUGGGUAAAAAUCAAACCUAAAAAUGAUUAAGACAACGCGGCUCGGGACACUAGAAUCAAUACAAUUGAGACAACACUGCUGCAAAUUUAAGACAUGAAAAAACACAAAUUGAGACACAAUAUAAUGGGUUGAGCUGUGGUAUAAACGGAUUGAAACAGCGGUUUUAAAGUUAUAACCAUUUUGGUCUGGACAUUAUAAAAUCCAUUAUAAAAAUGAGGCGUUUUUGCGUAUGAAAUAACAACUGCAGGGACAAUAACAAUGGGAGUUAAUUCAAAUGUUCAAAGAUAACAAGAGGAAGAGAGAAAUGGGCAGGUCCUUUGAAUCCCAGAAAUGAACUGUUUGGUAUGGUGGCUGGAUUCCAAAACCCUCAAGUCCACAUGUUAAAAUGUCGUUGAACUCGGGUGAUAAUGGUUUUAAAAGUAGGUAAUGCUGCUGGGUGUCAAGCCUAAAAUCUCUUAGAACUGAGAAGAGACAACACUUUUUGGGACAGUUUCAUCUCUUUAAGGAUGGAGACGACGCUUCUGCGGACAAAUGAAAUCUUUCAAAUAGUGAGAAAUUUAAAUCUUUUAGGACUAAUAUGAUGCCAUGGUGGAUAAAUUAAGAUGUAGAGGAAUUAAAACAACCCUGCGGAGUACAAAUUAAAAUUUUUAAGGAUGAAAGAAAAAGACAGAGAUAAAUCUUUGGUUAAUUCUUGGUCCAGUGACUUGGACCACCAUAGAUAUAUUCUGAGGACCACCAGGAGCUGCAGUCACCUUUCUGAUAAAGCAAAAGUAAGUAUCAGUAUCAGUCCCAGACAGAGCAGCGCGCAGUGAGACUGCUUCUUCCAAGAUUCUCUCUGUGCUUCUGUCUCUGUUUUCCUCUCUGCUCUCCCAUGUUUCAGGGCGUAGUAGCGGUGCUUCCCCACACGGUGCUCUCUAAUAUAGUAAAUUGUUCUCACCUGUUCCUCCAUUAAUCCACUCUCCCAGUCUUAAUCUUUCAGGUUUUAGCUGCUAAUCGCUGGAUUCUUUCGUUGUUGUCCAUGUGGUUCCUGUCCUCGUAGUUCCUGCUUGUUGGAUCUCCUGGACCUGCAAACCUCCACCUUCAACACCAUCAUUCAGGAAGAGGAAGAUAAGAGAACCUAGUUGAC